AUGGCAAUUCAUCCUCCAGAAGAGUCGGCUACUGACAAUAAUGGUGUCACCAUUGAGGUGGAUGAAGAAAUCGAAGGAGACGUAACGGGUUCCAGGAAUUAUCGCUUUUCAAGAAUUGGAGAACCGGUUCCUAUAAAGUCCGAACCUGAUUCCGGGUUUGACACGGAAUGCCUUCCGUCACAGCCUUUGGCUGUCUCCGAACGUUUUCGCCUCCUCUUUGUUGCUCAUUCAGAUGGGUUUUGUGUUGCAAAGACUAAGGAGGUUAUUGCAGCCGCUGAGGAAUUUAAAGACAAAAAUACUGGUCGAUCUGUACAGGAGUGUAGCUUCUUGGACCUUCCUAUUGGAAAGGUUUCAAUAUUGGCCUUGUCAGCUGAUGAUUCCGUCCUUGGAGCCACUGUGGGAAGGGAUAUCCAUUUUUCUGCUGUUAGCGCUUUGCUCCACAAGGACAUGCGGUGGUCUAGAAAAUUUGAAAAGGUUUAUGUUACCCUUUCAACUGAUGGAAAACUUUUCCGUGGAUCUGGUCAAGGCCCCCCUGAUUACAUGAUGGACAAUGUUGAUUGUGUUGAUUGGAGCGUGAAGGGAAAUUUUGUUGCUGUGGCGAUGAAAAAUGUCCUCAGUAUUUUGUCAUCUCAAUUUAAGGAAAAGUUGAGGUUGUCGCUUCCAUUCAAGUCAGUCAUUGGCGAUUCAGAUGUUAAUCAAGUUAUAAAAGUGGAUGCUAUCAGAUGGAUCCGUCCAGAUUGUAUAGUUGUGGGAUGCUUUCUAUUGAGUGUUGAUGGUGAGGAGGAAAAUUACUUGGUUCAAGUUAUUACAAGCAAGGGCAGCAAAAUUACUGACGUCAGCGCCUCUUCCAAGCCGACUGUGUUAUCCUUCGAAAAUAUUUUUCUUGAUUUCCGUCCUGAUGAUGUUCCUGUUGCACGCGGAUCACAUCUGUUCCUCAGUUAUUUAGAUCUUCAUGGACUUGCAUUUAUUGCUAAUAGGAAGAAUCUGUCUCAGCAUGUUGUAUUAUUUUGCUGGUCACUGGAUUAUGGGAAGAACGAAGCUGCAUUGAUCGAUAUUCUCAAUGAUGCUUGGAUUCCACACAUUGAAUGUCAAGGAGAUGGUGAAGACAAUUUGAUCUUAGGACUCACUGUUGACAAGGUUUGCCAGAAUGAAAAUGUCAAAUUAACACUUGGAGAAGAGGAAACAGAAGUUUCACCUUGUUGCAUUCUUAUAUGCCUAACACUUGAUGGAAAGAUUUCUAUCUUUCACUUCGCUAGUGCUAUAGGUGCUUCAGUAUCAUCUAAGAACUUGGCUGAAUCUGGUGAGGAUGAGGAUGCUUCUCUUGUGUCAUCGUUAAAACAUGAGCCGGCCCAGAUUUCUUCGGAAGUGAAGGAAGAAAGUGGAGAACAAACCUUUUCAAGGUUGAAAUCUCAUGAAUUGAGUGGAACUGACAAAAGAGAGAAUGAGAGGGUUACUACUAUUGCAAAUGCCCAACCAUCUUCGUUACUUGCAAACAUCAAAUCUGAAGACAAGUGUAUUACUGAAAAUCAGGAACGGAAACCUCAUCCAAAGUUUCAAACGUCAGAAGCUGAUGAGCAGAAAAUAUUCCCUCCUGUAAAGUUGAACAAAGAUGGCAAUAUUCAAACACCACUUGUUGCAGGGAAGCAAGACGUAAAGUUGGAACAUUUAUCAUUUAAGACUUCUAGUCUUGAGGGUUCUCAACCUUUGGCUAAAGGUUUUAGUAGGACAGAGGACAAAUCUAUUUCUGAAGUCAAAUCUAGCCCAAGUUCCUUCUCAGAAAAAGUUUUUUCCCUAAGCAACGAUAAACAAACAGGUAGCAGUAUGGAAUCAUCGGGAAAGAUGGCAUCAACUAAUUUACAGAAUACGCUGCCUUCAACCUGGUCAAGUAUAAAAGUUGAUUCUUUAAAAACAUUUGAUGAAAGGCCUUUGUUGCUACCUUCCCAUGGCGCUGAGCGGAGGAUCUCUCACAAGUCUGAUAUAAGUGCUUCUCAACUUGCUGGAGAUUCACUUCGAGAUAAUUCACUUAUGAAGGAGCGGGCUGGACCUUCAGUUGCAUUUAAUUCUUCUGGACAGAGAUCUGCUACAGGAACCGGAAAUAUCUACUCAUUGCCUGCACAUCGGGGUUCACAAGUGUCAAUGCAGGGGAGUUCUACUUUAGGAAAAUCUUUUGAGGCUCAACCCAACAAAGAAAAUCAUGCGACUCGCUCCACAACGGGGUCACUAUUUUCUGAGCCAAACGUAUCAAAACAGUUCAGCAAUGUUGAAGAAAUGGCCAACAAAUUGAACAACCUUCUUGAAGGCAUUGAAGGAAAAGGUGGGUUUAAGGAUGCAUCUGUCGCUGCCCAAGAAAAAGCAGUUAUGGAGUUGGAGCAUGGUAUAUGGGCUCUUUCAGGCAAAUGCAGAACAUGGAAGGGAAUAAUGGAUAAGCAACAAAUAGAGGUCCAACUUCUUUUUGAUAAGACAGUACAAGUUGUGGCAAGGAAAAUAUAUGUGGAAGGAAUUUUCAAGCAAGCUACAGAUAACCGAUAUUGGGACCUUUGGAAUCGUCAAAAAUUGAGUCCUGAACUAGAGUUGAUGAGCAGACAUAUCUUAGAUUUAGAUCAGGAGUUGACCAAUCAGAUGAUUGAAUUGGAAAGGCACUUCAAUGCUCUUGAGCUCAAUAAGUUUGGUGAAAAUAGAGAGAUGCAAACAAACCAGAAAGCUUUGCAAAGUUGGCGUGGACAAUCCAGGCACAUUCAGGAGUUGCAUAGUUUACAUAACACGAUGAGUGCACAAUUAGCAGCAGCUGAGCAACUUUCUGAGUGUCUCUCAAAACAGAUGGCUGCUCUAAAUAUAGAAUCUGCUGCAAAAGAACAGGAUGUAAAAAAGAAACUGUUUGAAUCCAUUGGUCUCUCCUACAUUGGUGCCUCUCACGGCUCCCCGAGUAAGGAAAGGGCUCUAGAUACCUUGUCAAAUGAAGAACUAUUGAUUACUUCUCGUUCUGUUUCUGCUAAAGAGCAGUCUAGUAGACACCAAGCUAAUCUUUCCAAGGGUUAUGAUCCAGAAACUGUAAGGCGGCGUCGAGACUCACUGGAUCGGAGUUGGGCUAGAUUUGAGCCUCCAAAAACAACUGUUAAAAGGAUGCUUUUGCAUGAAGAUGCAGAGUUGAGUGCAAAUCAAUCAUUUUUUACAGGUGAUAAACAAGAUCUAACUCCUCAAUUCCAGAAGGGACCCGAAGUUGCUCCUUCAGCACUUUCUAAUGUCUCGGCAGCCUCUUUGUUCCAACCCAAAAAUAGAGAAGAUCUAUCUAUUGGGAGAUCAUCACCAUCUUUGGCCCGACAGACAGCUAGACUUCUGGAUCGUGGAAUGGAAGUAUUAUCAACAAAACCUUCUGCCUUAACAUCACAAUCAGCAUUGGAAUCAAUAACUACUCGAGAUAUUGCGGAAGGAACUCGCAAACUGACUGAUGAAAAUUCAAUGUGUAGUGUACCUUUUGUCGGAAAGAAUGAUGUCUUUGCAGCAAGUGAACCUAAAUUUUCUAUGCAGUCUAAAAUGCACGUCAGUCAAACACCAUCAACCACCACUAGGUUGGCUGCACAAACACUGGCAACACCCAACAAUUCCUGUGAAAUUUCAGUUCAUAAUGAUAAGAAACUUGGUUCAACUAAGUCUACAACUGGGGAUGAGAAUCAAAUGCCAGCAAUGACUGGGAGCUCAUUAUUUGAGCCUAAAUAUUCAUUUGCCCCUCCAUCUACUUUUGGUUCAGGUUCCAACCUGACAAAGACAGAUUUACACACCGAAAAUUUAUCAAACCAAAGCCAUCCCCGUUUAGCCUUAUCAUCUUCUACAUCACUUCAAUCAACUCCGAGUUCAUCAUUACCUUCUACAUCUACCUUGGCAUUUUCAACUCCUGUAGUGAGCGGAAUCUCAUCAAUUGAGCCUCCUGUGGUCAUGUUUGGCACAAAGACAGAUGGAAUUUCUCCAACUCAGGCUUCAAUUGCCAAUUUGUCUUCAACAGUAGAAGAGAGUAUUACAACGGAGGCUUCAGCUUCUAAAGUCGUGUUUUCCACACCUACAUCUGAUUCGGAACUUGGACCUUCAGUGCCAUCUUCAACGACUGACUUUUCAACCAAGUCAAAAUCUGGUAAUCAAAUUGAUUUAGGUGGCAUGUUAAGUUCCUCGUCAGAUAUUGCAUCAAAUAUUAAGCCAGAAGAGCCUUAUGCGGCAGAAGAUCCACUACCAACAGCUGUAUCAAGUGCUGGGAUCGUUCCUGAAGUGAAACACUUAACAUCUGAUGCUUCUCAUGAGGAUGAAAUGGAGGAAGAAGCCCCUGAGACUGAUCAAACAACUGAACUUGCAUUAGGAAACCUUGGUGGGUUUGGGCUGGGAUCAAUGCCAAACUCAACGGCUGCAAGUUCAAAUCCAUUCGGUGUAGCACUGCUCAACAGAGAUGCUACUCCUGCUAGCUCAACAUUUACAAUGUCUGGUCCCAGUGGUGAGCUGUUUCGCCCUGCAUCCUUUAACUUCCAAUCUCAACAACCUUCUCAAGCACUGUGGCCAACAACGAAUGUUGGUGCCUUUUCUGGUGGAUUUAAUACCGGGAUCACUAGUCAAGCUCCUACUGUAAGUGGGUUUGGACAACUGGCACAUAUUGGAUCUGGGCAACAAGUGCUGGGAUCGGUGCUUGGUGGUUUUGGACAGUCGAGGCAGCUUGGUGCUGGUCUUACUGGAACUAGUGCUGCUUCUGCAAGUGGCUUUGGUAAUGGUUUCAUGGGCGUUUCUUCCACUGGUUCUGGAGGUGGCUUUGCUGCUGCUUCCACAGGUGGUGGAUUUGCUGCUGCCGCAACAGGUGGUGGAUUUUCUAGUUUGGCAUCAGGUGGGGGUGGGUUUGCUGGAGCUGCUGCAGCAAUAGGUGGCGGUGGUGGGUUUGCUGGAGCUGCUGCCCCCGCUGGAGGUGGGUUUGCUGGAGCCGCUGCCACAGGUGGUACUGGGUUUUCAGGUGGUGGAUUUGGAGGUUUUGGCAAUCAGCAAGGUGGUGGAUUUGGAGGUUUUGGCAAUCAGCAAGGUGGUGCCGGUGGUUUCUCAGCAUUUGGUAGCAGUUCAGGAGCUGGAAGACCUCCAGCUGAACUCCUCACACAGAUGAGGAAAUAG
Fraxinus pennsylvanica is the source of this 5130-nucleotide messenger RNA. The record is from the annotation of a GenBank genome assembly. Lineage: Eukaryota; Viridiplantae; Streptophyta; Magnoliopsida; Lamiales; Oleaceae.